AUUAUAUAUGUCCUUUUGCUUCUAAAUCAGGCUACCCGGCAGUUUCUUAGAUGUCUUAUAACUAUAUACAUUUAGAUCAUGUUUGCCAUAAAUACUGCAAUCUUAUUGGCUAUAGGAAGUGUUCUAUCCAACUUAGAAAAUCAUGUACUUGCUUAGAAAAUCAUGUACCGUAUUUACUUGAUUAAACACCCGGGCGUUUAUUUCCUAGCAGCAUCUGUAGAUGGGCGCUUAUUCGAAAUGGGCGUUUAUUGUUUUGUCUACUUCAAACUCUUGCUCAUCAGCAGUUAUUAUGCUCUUUUGGCUGCUACAGGAUAAUGUAGGAUAAUGAAUCAUAAUUCAAUUUAUUUGCUAAACCACACCUAAAACGUCAUAUCCGGCCGUAAUACACGUAUAAAAUUACAUUGAAAACCUUGUUUGGGACAGCCAGCACUGGCCGGUAACCGGAAUAGUGAGUGGCCGUACUUCAGGGUGAGUUUUGUGCAGUAAACAUAUAGCUAGCAUUCCGUGCCAAGCCAAAUGGCCAGUAUAUCUAGGUGGCCGUACUUCAGGGAGCCGGAAUAGCGAGAGUCUACUGUAUAUAGAAGGGAGAACAGAAGAAUAGUGUUGUUGUGCUAGAAUAAUGUUAUAGACCAACUUUAGAGGACUCAUAACUGCUACCAUAUAUUAUAGGAAGUAAUAACACAUGUUGCUGUAGAAUACAGUGCUAUUGCUCAUCACUGGAUGAAGUAAGAGGAACAGAAAUAUGCUGUACAUUCGUGUUAUAGAUUUUAUUCUGUUUGUACAAUAUCCUGGGAAAAAUGUAUACACAGACACAUAUCAAUCUCACCUCUCGUAUCUGGAAACCAACAUGAGUUUACUGCGAUCCUUUCUCUCCUGCAAGAAGGAUGGGCACACACCACGCCCCAUCUUUGUGGGCACUUUCUUCGACGAAAUCAAAGAUCAAGAAGUUAUUGACGAGAAAAACCAAGCUUUGCUUGAUGCUUUGCCUCUUGAACUGAAACAAGAAGUCAUCUACAGCAAUCUGCCAUUGAAACAUGUGAUAUUUGCCGUCAAUGCUUGCAGUCGUGACAAAAAUGCACAAGAGGUUGCCAAAGAAAUUCGAAAAGCAGUGGAAAACUCACCUACUUUCGACCUCAAAGUUCCCCUGUGGUGGUUCAUCUUGGAAUUAGCUCUACAAAAGCUCUGCGAUAUCAUGAAAAGAGGUAUACUUAGUAAGAGUGAGUGCAUCGCUUUGGCUCAACAGCUUGGAUUUGAUCCAUCUGCAUUGGAUGCUGCGCUCGAUUACUUCAAUGACAUGUGCAUUGUCCACUACUACCCACACAUCCUGCCCGACACUGUGUUUGUGGAUCCUCAAGUCCCACUAGACAAGGUCAGUGAGCUCACUGAAUAUGCUGUCUCCCUGAGGGAUGUUACAUGCCCUCAUUCUACUUCUGCCAAGGCUGCGAAAUGGCUAAAGUUCAGUGAUCGAGGCAUUGUCACUAUUGAUAUGCUCGAAUCGAAAGAGUUCCAGAAGCAUUACGAAGAUGGCAUCUUCACACCUGCCGAUAUGAUAGCAAUCAUGAUGGAGCUUCUGAUAAUAGCCCCUAUCACCAUCCCACUACUUGGUCAAAUUGAUUGCUCCUUCUCUCAAGUGGAGUUUCUCAUGCCCAGUCUCCUCAGAUCUGUUCCACCCUCUGAGUUAGAGCACCAUCGUGUAUUCACUUCCUCAGCUGAUCCUCUUCUGAUCCGAUUCGUCAGUGGCUGUAUUCGAUGUGGGGUCUUCUGUUGUUUGGUGGUGUUCCUAAUGAAGAAGUGUGGGUGGCAAGUGUGUCUUCCUUCUGGAGAGCCAGUUCUUCUUGCCAGGAACUGUGUCAAAUUUCGACUGCCUAAAGAACCUGGUUCAGUCACUCUCAUUGAUUCGUUCUCUUGUAUUGAAGUCCAUGUCAAAGCCCGACCACGUGUGCUUCCGAACGUGUGUCCUCUAGUUAGAUCCAGUGUCCUUGAAGGUGUAGAUGCUGCUUCUGAUGCACUUCACUACAACAACGACAAGCCAGUCAUUAGCAUCUUCUGCCCACACGAAGGAGCAACACAACAAGGCAAACGCCAUUUUGCUGAUAUGCAUGUAUCGACAAAACUGUGGCGCUGUUCUGAAGAUUUUGAUCUAGAUGGGGAUCUCAAGCCAAGUCACACUGUCUGGUUGAGUACGCCAAUGCAACCAUCGGCCAUUGACUGUACAGAUGUCCAAAUCGACAACAUGGCAAGAAAAGUUGGAAUCUCUAUUCAAGAACUGGACAGGCCGUGCUCCCACGAUCAUCUACUGCCCAUCUCCCAGCACCUGCACAGCUGGUCCACGUAUGCCGACUAUCUUGGACUGACAAGAGUACACUUGGAGAACAUUGAAACCGACAUUCGAUUCACCGUCGCUCACACAAAAGGAUAUCAGAUGCUUCUGAAAUGGCAGGAGAUCAACUGUGGCCGUGGGGAGCCCAAUCGCAAAGACACUUAUCGAUACCUGCUGAGAGGGUGCAUUAAGAUCCACAGCGACUUAGAAGUUGUCAGGGACAUUUGUAGACUCGUUAAAGAACAGCCUGUUUAGUAACUUUAUUAUGCUGCACUAUAAUUAUAAUUGUUGUUUGCACUUUG
Molecule: messenger RNA, 2622 nt
Organism: Halichondria panicea
Lineage: Eukaryota; Metazoa; Porifera; Demospongiae; Suberitida; Halichondriidae
Exons: 2
Coding region: 743-2575 (610 amino acids)
Source: RefSeq, a predicted model, not a curated record